AUGCACGAGGAUUCGAGAUGUCCAGGUUUUUGCGGUCGAAACCCCAGCGAUCCGACGAAUGGAAGCGUUUGUCAGGCUUGCCCUUGGGGUUGGCGUGUGCCGCCGCUCACUCACCUCCACCCUUCAACCCUUUCCGAUCCUCGUGCAUCGAUUUGUGAGCCUUGUCUUUCCCCUCUACCCGCUUAUGACUGGUUGUACCUGCUUUUCGUCGCCAUUUUGCCGAUUUUGAUCAACUGUUUCUUCGUUCACUACUACAGUUCGAAAAGGAUGAGCUUGAGUCGCAACGAGGUGCUUGAGCUUGGGUGUUGCAUUGUUGAGGGUGUGCUGGCUGCAGUCGCCUCUCUGCUCGUCAUGCCGCCUCGGUGGUCGCUGAAUUUAUACGGUUGUCACAAGACGCUGAUCGAGGAGUGGUACCCGGCGCUGCACAAUCCGCAAACUUUCGGCCGAACUCUUCCCUGCACCUAUGAGCUCGUUUUUCCGUUAUACUCGCUUCCGUUCGUCUAUUUGCUUUUCUGUUUGAUGAAUUUGUUGAUUUGUCGCUCGAUUCUCUACAUGACAAUUCGGAAAAGAGAUCGCUCGAGACACGCAUAUUAUGCUGCAUUGUACGCGAUUCCAAUAUUGGCGUUAGGAUUGGCGCUAAUGGCCGGUUUCCUUUACUACAUGUUCGCUUUCGUGUUAAUGCUAUGGAGUGUAGCGGCAAAUGCAGUACAUUUGUCACUUGAGGGGAAUAAAUCGAUGCGAUCGAUGAUUGACGCAUUGGCCACAUCAGGCAAUCAUCUAACACUGCUUAUCGUCAACAUGGCGCUGUUGGCGUUCUCGAUUGUGACGCUCGCUGUGGAGAGAGACGAUGGCUGGUCACUCCUAUUGGUCACAAUGGUGCCAGUGCCGGCGGCGUUUUUCCUCUUGACCAGCGGCCUCUCGCAUCCAUCAACGAUCAGCUCAACC
Molecule: messenger RNA, 945 nt
Organism: Mesorhabditis belari
Lineage: Eukaryota; Metazoa; Nematoda; Chromadorea; Rhabditida; Rhabditidae
Source: the annotation of a GenBank genome assembly